UUGUGCUGCUUAUAUAGCCCUCCCACCCGUCCUGGUCACUGGAAGCCCUCCCGGAGCAGGAUCGACGUCCGGAGGCAUCAAUUACGGGAGACAUGCCGUGAUUGGUAGUUAAAUAAGAGGCGUUUUCCAGCGAUUGUGGAAAUCCGGAGCUCCAAUCAAUUUCUUUUCGUCUCACCUGGAAAGUGAACGAUACUUUCCAUUUCAAAGCCAAGCAAAGGAGCGAGGAUCCGUUUGUCUCUUUGGUCUUUGCUCCGCCUUUCUCUCCUCACCAGACCACUUGGGGUCUUUUGCAACCACCACGCCUCACCCCUAUCCUGUUCUUGAUCUCUUCCUUUUUCAACCUUUUAAAGACGGCAUCCUGGAGGGAAUGCCGCUCCUACUGACAGCUUCCAAGUGCAUCUGAGAAAACCAGGCAAAAAGAGGGACCCUGGACGGAGGGAAAAAAGGAGAAAUGAGCCCUUUUCGGCAGGGAAUAUUAGUAUUGCUCUUAUUCCUGGAGUAUUCAGAGGCCAAAAAGCAAUGCUGGUACUUUGAAGGGGUGUUUCCUACAUAUUAUAUAUGUCGAUCCUAUGAAGAUUGUUGUGGUUCAAGAUGUUGCGUGAGAAGUCUGUCGAUCCAGCGACUAUGGUAUUUCUGGUUCCUUUUGAUGAUGGGAGUUCUACUUUGCUGUGGAGCUGGUUUCUUUAUCCGAAGACGGAUGUAUCCUUCACCACUGGUUGAUGAAACAACUUAUAAUGUGUCAUUCACUCGACCACUUAAUUCCAAUACACCAGGAGUCCAGCAGCCAGGAAUGGCCUAUUAUACAGAUCCAGAAGGAAUUAUGAUCAAUCCUACGGCUAUGAGUUACCAUGUCCAACCUAAGUCUCCACAAAUGAACCAAGUUUAUCCCCCUCCACCUUCUUAUUGCAACACUCCACCCCCAUCAUAUGAGCAGGCUGUGAAAUGUUCCACAUAAUCUCUUUAUUGAAACCAGCAGGACCUUGGUCAGUAAGGAGAUGAAUCAUGAGUUGAGCUGAAGACUUCUCAGAACUCUACCACCCUUUGCUGUUGUUUCAACCAGAAUAAUUUGGGCAACAGUCAUGGAUUUGCAGCACAGAACAAAUUAAGUUUUGACAUAUACAAAAGGAGAAACUUUUUUGUGUGCUUCACUUCCAAAACCUGUAUUUAAAUUUCCUUUGCUGACCUUUUUAAUUUAUUUUCUUUGUGAUUUGGAUGUAGUACAACAUGUUAAAGGGAAAGAAUGGUAGCAAGCACAAAACAAUUUAAAACUCUAGGAAGAUAUUGUAGCAUUUUAUAGAUGAAAAGAGAAAAAAUAUGAUGAUGGACUGAAGGCAGUUGAAUUAGUUGAAGCAGAUGAACUUGUUAAUAAAGUUUAGACAAAUAAAAAGUUGAUAAAGUAAACUUGGAGGAAUUGUAAUACAAUAUGUGGAAAACCUUUCAUGUCAGAAUAAAAUCCUUUUGUUUCACUAGCACAAACAUUGGAGCAAAGAAUAUUACAAAAUCUAUGUUACCAUUAUUGAAUAUGAGCUGCCAAAAAUAUGAAAAUGCAUUAUUCUUUUGGGAGUGCAGAUAUCAUAGCAAAUUGCUGAUUUGGGAUGGAAUGGAAAAUGGUAUUGAGAGUCAAUAGUAAUUUGCCAAGAUAGCGUAAUACAAAAAUUAAUGUCUAAAAAAUACUGAUUUUGUAAAGAGAAAGUUUGGAGUUUUUAUAUUGAUUCAAGAGACUAUAUGUUAAAAAUCAGAGUUUUUUACAACUGUGUUUUGGCAUAUGCUGUUUUUAUAGGUAUUCCUUAAUAAUUGAAUGUGAGAGGUGCAUCUGAAAGCAGGAAAACUCAGUAAGGUAUUUUGGUUGGUUAUAAUGAUCUGAUUACAAACUUGGGCUUGCUUUUAUGUAUGAGAAUAGAUUGUUAGUACUUCCAUUUUGUUUUCAGUUGUUUUCUUCCUUCCUUCCUUCCUUCCUUCCUUCCUUCCUUCCUUCCUUCCUUCCUUCCUUCCUUCCUUCCUUCCUUCCUUGAUAUUGGAGACUUAUUUCCACAUGACUUUUUCCUGGGGAAUUUUACAUGGUGAGUUAUUUAUUCAGAGUGAAAAUCGUACUAAAAUUGGGAUUUGCCAGGUACUGAGAAGUGAUUGCAGAUUCUCCAGGAUGUGAUAAAUGCAUCAUGUAAAAAUCCACAGAUAUAAAUCUCACCCAUCAAAAGUAUGAGACUCAGUUUCCAUAGAUUUUUCUCAUUAGAAAUAUCCUGCAUUUGGCUCCUGACAGCCCAGGUUCAAGACCUGAGUGCUGUGCGACUAGUGAGUUCCUGUUAUUUGUCCCAGCUCCUGCCCACUUAGCAGUUCGAAAACAUCCAAAUGCAAGUAGAAAAUAGAUAACAGUUUGGUGGGAAUGUACUAGUGUUCCAGGUCCUUCGGCAUAUAGUCAUGUUGGCCACAUGAUCAGAGAAAAUGUUUUCAGACAGUGCUGGUCUCCUUGGCUGAGUACUGUCCCCUAAAGUCAGACAUGACUGGACAGGGGAAAUCUUUACCUUUACUGGCAUUAGAAAUAUUUAGGAGCUCAGCUCCUAGAUCUAGUUUCCACUAAAGAAUAAAUGAAAUUUUCUUAAGGUUACUAGUUUGUAUGUGGACAGUUUUUCUUUUAGCUAGGUUUCUGCAGCUAAACUGGGAAAGGUAGGCAAUUGUAAAUUCUUUCCUUUAAUCUAUACAUGAUGGACAGCAGAGUGAUAUUCAAAUGAAGGGAGAAGAAAUGAUGCAAUGAAUGCUUACAUGAAUGGAUAGUGUAUCCAUCAAUUCAUUUA
This is a messenger RNA of Pseudonaja textilis, 2789 nucleotides long. RefSeq names its product VOPP1 WW domain binding protein (gene VOPP1). Gene Ontology annotation, cellular component: cytoplasmic vesicle membrane. Lineage: Eukaryota; Metazoa; Chordata; Lepidosauria; Squamata; Elapidae. The record is from RefSeq and is a predicted model, not a curated record.